AUGUCUACUUCUACACUCUCUGCACCAGCACAUCUCCCAUCUUGGCCACCUGAAGUCUCUCCUGAACAAUUAGAUCAUCUACUCCUACUAGCCACAACACACGCAUUGACAAACGGUUUCAUCCUAUUAGCUCCUCCAGCUCCAACACCGGGAAAUCCACCAACACAAACUUUCGCAGCUCCCAUGUCUAUAUUCCCCACUCCGUUCCCUAGAAGACUUUUCGACAGGGUGAGGUUGUUGCAACCUAUAUAUAAUGUUCUGUACGCUCGUGUGGCACUAGAUUGGGAAUUCAUUGAUGGGGUUUUUCAAGGUGUUAGUAGGGUGGAUGAUUUUCAAGGAGCACUUUGGAGAGGUUGGAAAAGUAUCAGGGAAGAUUUAGUUCAAGACUUACAAUUGGGCAUAUUCCGAUCAGAUUAUCUUCUCCAUGAUACCGGGGACGAGAAACCGUUAGCUAUCAAACAGGUAGAGUUCAACACUAUCGCUUCUUCCUUCGGAGCUUUGAGUCAGCGUGCCGGGGAGCUUCAUCGAUACCUCGCAAGAGCCACCAACGGUUAUUACAACGCUUCUCCAGAAAUGAACAGAAUGUCUAAUUACCCUGAAAACCAUUCGCUUGAACUUACCGCCGAAGGUCUGUCAGAUGCUUGGAAGAUGUAUGGAAGGACAAGAGCUGCGAUUUUGUUUGUGGUACAACCUACCGAAAGGAAUAUCUUUGAUCAGAGAUGGUUGGAAUAUGAGUUGAUGGCGAAAAACGACGGACUCCGCGUUCUACGUCACACCAUGAGAGAACUGGAAGAUCUCGCUCAAGUCGAACAACUCACUCAACGUCUUUACCUCCCAUGUCCCGAAGAUCCUUACUCCUCCGCUACUGAAAUCGCCGUGGUCUACUAUCGCGCCGGUUAUGGACCCAACGAUUAUUCCACCGGAUCCGAGUGGGACACUCGUCUCUUACUCGAACGUUCUAGAGCUAUCAAAUGUCCCUCCAUGGCCCUUCAACUUGCCGGAGCUAAGAAGAUUCAACAAGUCUUGGCUGAACCUGGAAAACUCGAAGAGUUCUUACUGGGUGAAAACCAACCCGACGUUGGAUUUGGAGCCGGUGCUGGUAAAUUGAACCAGAACCAUGUGGACAUGUUGAGGGAAACUUGGAUCGGUUUAUAUCCCAUGAACAGUAUCGGUCUCGAAAUGGCUCUCAAUCAUCCGGAACUUUAUGUUCUCAAACCUCAGAGAGAAGGAGGUGGUAAUAAUAUAUAUCGGGAAGAUAUACCAGAGUAUUUAGCGAGUUUGGAAGGGAAUAAGAAAGAUACUUCUGCGGCUUAUAUACUGAUGGAAAUGAUUGAACCACCUCCAGGAGUGGGGAAUUUGUUAUUGAAAGGAGGAGAGAAACGUCCGAAAUUGACAGAGGUGGUAAGGAUUGUUAAUAGAGAAGCGGGGACUUUGUUGAGGACAAAAGGGAGGGAUAGUGAUGAAGGUGGUGUUGCCAUAGGAAUAAGCUCCAUAGAUAGUCCUUUUCUCGUCGAAUAA
Tremella mesenterica DSM 1558 is the source of this 1518-nucleotide messenger RNA. RefSeq lists its product as uncharacterized. The record is from RefSeq and is a predicted model, not a curated record. The transcript has 6 exons. The coding region runs from base 1 to 1518 and encodes 505 amino acids. Gene Ontology annotation, molecular function: ATP binding; glutathione synthase activity; glutathione binding. Gene Ontology annotation, biological process: glutathione biosynthetic process. Gene Ontology annotation, cellular component: cytosol. NCBI's taxonomy places the organism in Eukaryota, Fungi, Basidiomycota, Tremellomycetes, Tremellales, Tremellaceae.